AUGGAAGAAAUACAUCUCCCACUUGCGGCUUGUGCUGUGGGACCAGAUUUCGAUUUAUCGACCGCUCCUACGACUCCAGAUGGAAGUUUGACAUUUAGUCCUGUGUUACAAGCUUUGAGACUCGCGGAUUGCCCCGAUGAUUCGGGAUCGAAGACUAAAGAUAAGCACGAAGGACAUGGAACUUUGAAUGUGACUUUGGAGUCGGAUGUAGGUAGCGUGAAGAAUGUUUGUUGUAUUGGAGCUGGUUAUGUUGGUAUGUGGACUCUGGAGAACAGGAUAUUUUAUGAACUUGUCGAAACAAGAGGUCGCUGAUACGCCUUACUCGCAGGUGGGCCAACAGCAGCAAUGAUAGCUCUCCAAAACCCGCAACUGAAAGUUACAGUCGUCGAUCGAGAUCCAAUUCGAAUCAAACAGUGGAAUUCCAAACACCUACCAAUUCACGAACCUGGACUUGAGAACAUAAUACGAAUAACAAGAGAUGGCACAAGAGAGUUUUCCAUUCCAAUUUCAUCCUCUCCGACAAGCCCAUCACGAUUUUUCUUGAAAACCACAAGCCGAGAAACCACAGUUCCAGCCCGCUCGCCCAACUUGUUCUUCUCAACUGAUGUGGCAAAAAAUAUAAGCGAGGCAGAUAUUAUCUUCAUCUCAGUCAACACACCAACGAAGAAAUGCGGAAUCGGAGCUGGAAGAGCAACGGACAUGACGGCGGUAGAAGCUGUUUCGACAGAAGUAGCUAUGCACGCCAAAGCAGGAGCGAUAAUCGUGGAGAAAAGUACUGUUCCUUGCCGAACGGCGGAUAUGAUAAGAUCAAUAGUUGGUUUUUCCCCUCUUGAAAUCCCCUUUUCUCCUCAAAAUAAAAUAAUGAGGAGAAAGAAAUAGGAAAUGAACUGACAAUACAUCACUACAAAAAGCUUAAAAACUAUCGUCCAGAUUCACAUUUUGAAAUCCUUUCCAACCCUGAAUUUCUCUCCGAGGGAAUUUCAAUCCUUAAUCUCCUCACACCCUCCAGAAUUCUUAUUGGUUCAUCCCUCACACCUUCCGGCCUCCAGGCAGCCUCCAAACUCGCUUCUAUCUAUACUUCAUGGAUUCCGAAGUCCAAAAUUAUAACGACAAACACCUACUCUUCCGAACUCUCAAAACUUGUCGCCAACGCUUUCCUAGCACAAAGGAUAAGCUCUAUAAAUUCUAUCUCGGCACUCUGCGAGAAAACGGGUGCUUCAAUAUCCGAGGUGGCUCAGAGCGUCGGAACGGACGAAAGAAUCGGGAAUAAAUUUUUGAAGGCAGGUGUCGGGUUUGGAGGAAGCUGCUUUGGGAAGGAUGUUAGGAGUUUGAUGUAUAUCUCUGAAUCUUUAGGGCUGCAUGAGGUUAGCGAGUAUUGGGGGCAAGUUCUUGCGAUCAAUGAUUUUCAACAGAGGAGAUUUGUUCGACGUGUGGUAGGAUGUUUGAAUGGGAGUUUGCGAGGAAAGAAAGUUGCGGUUCUAGGUGUGGCUUUUAAGGGCGAGACUAAGGAUAUGAGGGAAUCUCCUACUUGGGGUGUUUUAGAGAUGUUGAUUCAAGAGGAGGCGGGUGCUGUUAUGGUUUGGGAUCCGAAAUGUGAGGUCCAGAGUGUGAAAGAGGAGAUUGGAAUGGUACUUGGGGAGAGUGUGUUGGCGGAAAAGGGAGGCAGGGCGCGGGUUGUGGGAGAUGUGUAUGCUGCCACGAGGGACUGUGAUGCGGUGCUGGUGAUGGUUGACACUCCUGAAUUUCGACUUUCUCACUCGAUAUCUCCUGCUUCCUCAGCUCGCAAGGAAUUCAAGGAUCCGAGACCCUUUCAGAAUGUCGAACCCACCGAGUCGGAAUUACUUUCUCUUCACGACUUUUUCGUUACGACGUCCAAUUCAAAAUCCGAAGAUGAAAGCGGCCCUUUGAAUCGAUUUUUACCUCCACCGGAAUGCCAGGAUGGUUGUACGAGCUGUGUGAAGGAUGGUGGGGAUAUGGAUACGAAAGUUGGAGAAAAGUUGGAUUGGGCGAGGAUCGUGUAUCAUCUUCGACAGCCGAAAUGGAUUUUUGACGGCAGAGGAGUUUUGAAGAGGGAAGAGAUUGAGAGAUUAGGGGGACGUUUAGAAGGGAUUGGAGAGGUUGGAAGAGGAGCAUGGAUUUGA
Messenger RNA from Hymenoscyphus albidus, 2141 nucleotides. The record is from the annotation of a GenBank genome assembly. Lineage: Eukaryota; Fungi; Ascomycota; Leotiomycetes; Helotiales; Helotiaceae.